GCGCGCGGCCUGCCGUUGGCGGCCUGGUCCGCCACGCUCGGCGCCCACGCGCCCCCGAGGUGGGGUCCAAGCCCCCGGGAAGAUGGUGUCCUGGAUCAUCUCCAGAGCCGUGGUGUUGGUGUUUGGAAUGCUUUAUCCUGCAUAUUAUUCAUACAAAGCUGUGAAAACAAAAAAUGUGAAGGAAUAUGUUCGAUGGAUGAUGUACUGGAUUGUCUUUGCUCUCUAUACUGUGAUUGAAACAGUAGCAGAUCAGACAGUUGCUUGGUUCCCUCUGUACUAUGAGCUUAAGAUUGCUUUUGUCAUAUGGCUGCUCUCUCCCUAUACCAAAGGAGCAAGUUUAAUAUAUAGAAAAUUCCUUCAUCCACUACUUUCUUCAAAGGAAAGGGAGAUUGAUGAUUAUAUUGUACAAGCAAAGGAACGAGGCUAUGAGACUAUGGUAAACUUUGGGCGGCAAGGUUUAAAUUUAGCAGCUACUGCUGCUGUCACUGCAGCGGUGAAGAGCCAAGGAGCAAUAACUGAACGUUUACGAAGUUUCAGUAUGCAUGACCUAACAGCUAUCCAAGGUGAUGAGCCUGUGGGACAAAGACCAUACCAACCUCUCCCAGAAACAAAAAAGAAAAGUAAACCAGCCUCCGGUGAAUCACCAGAUCCCAAACUUGGCUACUGUCUCCUCAGUCCCUGGACUUUUAUCAUUUCUGGCCUGUUGUACUGCAGUAACCUCCCUGCUUCCAGUCUCAUCCACUUCUGAUUCAUUCUCCAAAGUGAAAGACUCUUUUAGAGAACCAAAAUCGAAUCAUGUAACCCUCCGAUUAAAAUGCUUCAGUGCCCCCUCCCCGUUGUUCUCUGAAGCCCAAGCUCAAUAGCAUGUGGUAUAUUAGCUCCCCAGCCUUGGCAUCCCUCUCCUUCACGUGCUCGGUGUAUAGAAUCAUGAGUCUUUCAGGAUUCGGCUUAGCCACCACCUCCUACGAGAAGUCUUCUCUUACCACCCACAUCCCCUACUGUGUGCUCCUGUAGCACCUUGUCCUUGUCUUUUAUUUACAGCAUUUAUUACAGUAUUGUUCUGCCCACUAGACUCUGUCUCCUCUACUGAACUGUAUAUUUCUUAGGGUAGAAGAAGACAGUUGUGUGUUUUUCAACAUAGUAUCCCCCAUAAUUCAGUACACUGCCUCACACAUAGUAAUAUUUUUAAAAUAUCAAUACUUGUGGAAUAACAAAUCAAUCCAUCACUUUUCCUGAAACAAUAUUUAGAAAACUAAGAUUUUUUUUAGUUGAAAUUAGGAAACAAAGAAUAAGAUGUAUAUAUAAUUAUCAUUUUGAAUGCAAUACCAAUUCCUAAUCACGUAAAGUGAGAGGCAAUUGAAAUAGCAAGGGCCUUGUUUGUUGAAAUGUAACCUUAUGCUUCAUCUGUGGCCUUAGAGAACUUUUUGAGCACAGUUGCUUCUUUUCUGAUUCUUUCCUUGAUUCCUUAUUCUGUGUUUUACCUUAGUUUUAUUAUAUUGGGAUUAGGGGUAUUAUAUAAGCAACAGCAAUAGAGAAAAAUCUACAAAUGGCAAUCCAAAAAUAUUUUUUCUGGUUUAUAUUCCCCAUUUAUAGAAGUAGUACAAUGUUUUAAAUAAAAAUUUGGCAACUUUUAAAAAAGGAAAAAUUAAGAAAUUUAAAAUCACUUAAAAGCCCACUUCCAACAGAUGUAAUGGUUUCAUUUUUAUGUUUUUCAACACUUUGUUUCAUUACAUACUUUUUUUCCACUUAAUAUUGCACCAAGAGGGUUUUCCCAGGACUACUGACCCCAUUCCCUCCCUUGGCCACACUGACCUCCUCACAGCUCUUCCACACAGUUAUGCUUCCUAGUGCCCCGGGGCCUUUGCACAUGCUGUCAUGUCUACCUAGAACAAACUUCCUCCGACUGCUUCAGGAAAGCAAAGAAUCUUGACCUAUGUAAUGACUGAUUCUACUUCCAAAUCCUUUCCUGAUUUCUAGCCUAGAAGUCUGGCAGCAUGAACCUGUACUUCCUUAAUAUACAAUUAAAGAUGUUUAUCUUAUUAUGAGACCAGGAAGCUUUUUUUAACAUUAAUUUUUAUAGGAGUAUGGUUGCUUUACAAUGUUAUGUUAGCCUCCACUGCACAACAAAAUCAAAAUAAAUCAGCUAUACACAGACAGAUAUCCCCUCCCUUUUGGACUUUCCUCCCAUUUAGGUUACCAUGGUGCAUUAGGUAGAGUUCCCUGUGCUAUACAGUAUGUUCCCAUCAGAGACGAAGAAGCUUAAUUAUAACUCUUCAUGGUUUGCUUAGUGAUGCUCAAGUUAUUCACGUCCUGUGAGAGCAGAUCAAGAAACAAUUAUUCAGUAUACUUUUCUUCACAUGCAAGAAGUCCAUCUCUUGCCCCCUCCUGAGCCUGGAAAACCUGCUACUUUUUUCUCAUCUGAAGAAGGUAUCUAUGAUCCUUACCUUUAUUGAAGGAGAAUUUGAAACAUAAUGGGGCCU
Molecule: messenger RNA, 2480 nt
Organism: Kogia breviceps (pygmy sperm whale)
Lineage: Eukaryota; Metazoa; Chordata; Mammalia; Artiodactyla; Physeteridae
Source: RefSeq, a predicted model, not a curated record